AUGAUGUAUCUGUGUCGUCAAGCUCUCGACCCGACAUCUGCGGCUCCCAUGAUCGUUGCUGCGACGAAGACUGUUGGCGGGCCUGUGGACUCUGGUAUUAAACCUGAAGAGACUGCAUCUGCGCCUGUGGAAAGUGUAUCAGAUGCGGCUGAGGAUGCAGGAGUUUGGACAUCGGCUCAGCGAAUCGACACCGACGUGAAUGCUUUGGUGACCGUUCACGCUGCCAGGCAGCUGUUGCGAGUGUCGGAGAUGCAGCGAGUGUACCUCAGAGCGUGA
Messenger RNA from Phytophthora infestans T30-4, 276 nucleotides. RefSeq lists its product as uncharacterized. Lineage: Eukaryota; Oomycota; Peronosporomycetes; Peronosporales; Peronosporaceae. The record is from RefSeq and is a predicted model, not a curated record. Bases 1 to 276 code for a protein of 91 amino acids. The transcript has 2 exons.